Molecule: messenger RNA, 2074 nt
Organism: Pyricularia grisea
Lineage: Eukaryota; Fungi; Ascomycota; Sordariomycetes; Magnaporthales; Pyriculariaceae
Exons: 2
Coding region: 278-1066 (262 amino acids)
Molecular function (GO): hydrolase activity
Source: RefSeq, a predicted model, not a curated record
GCUAGACGUUAGCAGUUCAGAAAUAUCUUGACUAAAUCCGCCGUUUCCAAAACUCAAUUGCCUCCUAUUACCUAAGAAUCGGUUUCACCGCUCACUUCAAUACCGCAUUGUUCUUUUUAAAACCAAAGUGACCUAUCACCAAUAACCAAACUGUAAAAUAAUCCCUACAGUACUUCCCUUCCAAGCAUUUGCCAAGGAGGAGCAUUUCCUCGCUUUGCCAAUUUCGAGCUUUUUCCUCCGUCACCCCCCUCUCUCUAUCAAAAAAAAAGGGGAAGAAAUGCCGAGCCAAGGAACCCCGCGAGGUAGCACCACUCGCCUCCACGGCCUGGACUCGUACAUCACGGAACCAGCCGACGGUCGCUCCAUCGAGGGCGUCGUCGUGGUCGUGUCGGACGCUUUUGGAUGGGAGUUUGAAAAUACCCGGUUGCUGGCCGACCACUACGCCGACAAGGGUGGGUAUCGCGUAAUUGUGCCUGAUUUUCUCGGGGGUGUGGCACUGCCGCCGUCGACGGUCGAGUCGCUGCGUGGAUUUUUUGGAGGGAGUCUGCUUAGCAAGGCUUGGUCUGCUAUCUGGCUAUUACUAUCAUGGAUCCCAUUCAUGGUGUACCACAACCUCCUUCGCCGCACCUCCCUCACCAGCACCGUAGCGACCUUCUUUUCAGCAGUUAGCCACGGCCCCGAGGCCAUGCGCGGGCUGCCCGUGUUCGCCGCUGGCUUCAGCUGGGGCGGUCGGUACGCCCUCUCGCUGGCCUCGAUGCCCAACCCGCCCGUGAAGGCCGUCUUCGUCGCUCACCCGUCGCACGUGACCGUCCCGGACGACCUGGCCCGGCUCGCGGUCCCGGUCUCGUUUGCGCUGGCCAAGGAGGACCACGCGCUGGGAGGAGACAAGCGGAUCGCAGAGGUCGAGCGGGUCGUCGGGAAGAGUGCGGCAAAGUGCGAGGUCAAGAAGUACAGCGCGGGACAUUCCUUUUGCGUCCGGGCUGAUUUUACAGGCAAGGAUACCUCGGCGCAGGCGGACGAGGCGGAGGACCAAGCUGUCGAGUGGUUUAGGUCCCACUCUGCGUAAAAGCAACGGCUUGGAUGUGGUUGGGGUGUGUUUGAGAAGGGGAAAAGGGGCACAAGUGCAUUUGGUCACUGGAUGCACUAGGUAGGUAUCGACGUGUGAGUAUUCUUUGUAACCAAGGCUAUAAAUACAUCAUGUCGGCUUCCUUGCAAUGACCCAGAGGAAGACGGACUGCUCAUCCUCGCGCCGAAGCUCCUCGACCACGAUCUCAAACCCGACCCCCUUCAAUGUGCGAAGCGUCUCAUCCGCUCCAAGCCCACUCCAGUACAUCCAGCCCUUUUCGUGAUCCAGCCACUUCUCUGUGACUGCGUCACCCAGCUCCUUUUCAGGAAAGUUGGCCAGGAAAUAAGAGCCAGGUUUCAACCAAUUAAAGAUGCGAGCCAUGAUCACCUGCUGCUCGUCCCACGGCAGGUGGAUGAUGCUAUAAAAGGCUAGGGCGGCGUCAAACGUUGCGUCCGGGAACUGCAGGGCCAUCAUGUCGCCCUCGUGCCACGCAACCCUCUCCGGUCCGAACCCCUGCUUCUGGAGAUUCGCCUUGCCGGCCGCGACCUGCGAGCUGGACAUGUCGUUGGCUGUGACGUGGGCCGAGGGUAGGGUGGCUAGCACGUGCUCGGUCACUGGGGUUGCGGCCCCGGCGCCGAGCUCGAGGAUGCACAGCUUGGCUUCGGGGCCGCCGGGGAUCAGGUCGAGGAGUUUGUUGACAAACUCGAGCUUGACUCCGGCGUGGUCUCUAGUCCAGUCCGUGUAGGUUCCGGAAAUGACGUCAUAAGACUGCUUGAUGCGCGCCUUGAGGUCGGGAGGGAUUGUGGAGUCUUUGGAGGGUUGGACGGGGUCUGCCAUUGUGCUUUUGUAAUGGUUCUUGCAAGGCCUUGGAAUUUUUUUUUGUUUCCUGAAUUUCUCUUGUAGGGUCUAACUUUGCGGGAAUGAAAUGUCACUUUAUAACCUGAUGGCUUACAUGCCUCUUCAAGUAGAAGUACACCCAAAUACUUGUCAAAUUCAAGUUGGGAUUUU